This is a messenger RNA of Temnothorax curvispinosus, 996 nucleotides long. RefSeq lists its product as uncharacterized. NCBI's taxonomy places the organism in Eukaryota, Metazoa, Arthropoda, Insecta, Hymenoptera, Formicidae. The record is from RefSeq and is a predicted model, not a curated record. The transcript is spliced from 4 exons. The annotation marks the transcript as partial.
CUUAUAUUUGUUUGUUGAUAGUGCGAGAUUUAUGUUUUUCCAACCUUAUAUAAGUUGUGAGUACCUAAGAAAAUUCAGUCAAGUCUGUGUCUUGCUUAAGUACUAACUUCUACUUAGGUACUUGUCGUUCGAGAAAUUCGUCAAUCGAAAUCAUGAAGUGGUUUCUAUUAGUGGCAAUAUUUGCCGUUGCGCAACAUCAAGGGGUAACAGGUUUUCCCCGAGAUGUCUUCGGAGUCUCCGACCACGUAGAAAGGAUUGAAAGGGAUCGUGACGAAACCUAUACACUUGAAGAUAUAAAAACGAAAUUAGAAGACUUGACCAAAUCCCGUCCAAAUUCAUUAAAGAACGCGCAAGCGACCGGAUUUGUUCCACUUGACAAACAAUUUGCUGCAUUUAAUAUUCCAAUUUUGUCUAAAGCUGUCGAUGAUAUAUCAAACGUAUUGGGACGCCUUAAAUCCAGUUACGAACAGAAGAUCUUGAAUAUCGAAAAUACCGUCAAAAGCAAAUAUGAACAUCUAAAAGAUCUUGUUACAAAAGGCAAGGCUACAAAAGAUCAAUCGGGACUUGAGAAUGUCGCAUCAAGCAAUAAAACACAAGUAAAUACACCUCAAACAGCCUCUACACUGGACGAAUCGGAAGUCAAUCAACAAUCGAAUAUAUUUGGUCGUUCCUUAAACAUCCCAUUAGUUGCUUCCAUUCGGAGUUACUUAUCUGACAAAAUAGAAAACAUAAAAUUGAGUUACCAACGGAUAAAAGAGAUGACAUAUUUGCAAAAUGUCAUCGACAAUGCAAAAUAUUAUAUUGAUGUUCUUAAGAACAAGUUAAACAAGAAUACAAAAGAUCAAUCGACACUUGAAAACAUCGCAUCAGACGAUAAAACGCAAGAAAAUGCAACUCAAACAAUCUCUAUACUGGACGAAUUAGUUAAUCAGCAACCUACUCCAGGUGAAAAUGACAACAAGAAAGAGGAGUCUGAAGUUGACAAAGAAAUCGAAG